Stegodyphus dumicola is the source of this 1092-nucleotide messenger RNA. RefSeq names its product cytochrome P450 4c3-like. The record is from RefSeq and is a predicted model, not a curated record. NCBI's taxonomy places the organism in Eukaryota, Metazoa, Arthropoda, Arachnida, Araneae, Eresidae. Gene Ontology annotation, molecular function: oxidoreductase activity, acting on paired donors, with incorporation or reduction of molecular oxygen; monooxygenase activity; iron ion binding.
AUGGGAGCACGAUUGUUGCAAUAUUUCUGUGCUGAAACAAACAUCUGUUCGUCAAAUGCAACAUUGUGGAGUGAUUCUCAAGUUGUCUUAGAGUGGAUACGCAAUGACCCCAACAAAUGGAAAACUUUUGUUAGCAACAGAGUAACAGAAAUUAUUUCCUAUACCAAUCCUUCACAAUGGAGACAUUGCCCUGGCAAAGACAAUCCAGCUGACAAACUUUCUCGAGGUGUUUCAUUUCUUUGUAGUUUACUGAAAAAUCCAGUUGGAAAAGAAAAACCUCUACAGCUUAAAAUUCUCCUCGAACCAUUACGUGAAGGGCUGCUGACACGCGAAGGUGAGAAAUGGCGUAGAAGACGUGUCUUACUCAACCCGGCUUUCCAUACGAGAAUUUUACAAAAUUAUAUAUCAGCAUUUAAUGAACAGGCUGAAGUUCUUGUUGAGAAAAUGAAGAAAUUAGUUGACUAUCCAUGGGUGGACAUGAUGCCUUUGCUGACAGUGACGUCAUUAUAUAUCAUAUGCCAAACAGCAAUGGGAAUCAGGAUGAACAUCAGAGAGGAUGAUUGCGACAUUAAAGCUUUCGUGAGAGUUAGUGAAGAAAUUAAAACAAUUUCGAUGCUUCGGAUCUUGAAACCAUGGACACGAUACGGGCCGCUGUUUAACCUUUUGCCAGUGGGAAGAAAAUAUCGGAAAGCUUGUGAUGUUCUGCGUAAUUUCAGUAAAAAGGUGAUCAAAGAAAAGAUGGAAUCCUUUUUGGCACAGAAAGAAAACAAUUCUGACGUAUUUGAGAAGAAAGAAGAAAACAAUAUUUCGAGAAAGGAACUAAAAGUGUUUCUGGACCUUCUUCUAGGCUACCAUAUGACUGAUCCGUCAUUCUCGUUAAAAGACGUGCAAGAUGAAGUGCUUACAUUUAUAUCUGCAGGACAUGAAACUGUAUCCUGUGCCCUCAACUGGACAAUCUACAUGUUAGGUCUAUUACCCGAUGUUCAAGAAAAUGUUUUUCAAGAGCUGAAGUGCAUACUUGGGGAUGACUUGCAACGUCUGAUUUGCUACGAGGACAUUAAGGACAUGAAGUAUUUAGAUAAAGUCAUCAAG